AUGACAACAUCACUCAAAGAUAUGACAUUCAACUCUGUGAAAUUGGAAAAGUUUGAUGGAGGUAACUUUGUCCGUUGGCAGAAAAAGAUGAAGUUUCUACUUACAACAUUGAAAGUGGUGUAUGUUCUGAAUACUGCAAGACCAUUAGAGAGGGAAGAAGAAACCAUUGCUGAAGAGAGAGAAAGACAAAAAUCGGACAAUGAUGAUUACAUUUGCAUGAGUCAUAUUCUUAACGGUAUGUCAGACUCUUUGUUCGACAUCUAUCAAAGUAGCAAUUCUGCAAAGGAACUGUGGGAAAAACUAGAAUCAAGAUACGUGCAAGAAAAUGCUACAAGUAAGAAGUUUCUUGUUUCUCAUUUCAAUAAUUAUAAAAUGGUAGAUAAUAGAUAUGUAAUGGAACAAAUGUAUGAAAUUGGACGUAUUCUCAAUAACUACAAACAACAUGCUAUGCAUAUGGAUGAAACAAUUAUUAAAGGGAAUAUAUCUCUUGAGCAAUUGGGUAAUCACAUUCGUUUAGAAGAAGUUUAUCGUAAACAAGAUGAUACUAAAAAUCAAAUUGCUCAUGAGAAAGUCCAUGUAAUGGAGGAAGGAAAUUCAAGUAAAACUUCCAAGAAAAGGAAACGAGAUUUUGGAAAAUCUUAUGAAAAUCAAAAUGUUAAUAGCAAUAAUAACAAUAGAAAGAAAAAUAAAGGAAAUUACUAUCAUUAUGGAAAACCAUAA
This is a messenger RNA of Lathyrus oleraceus (garden pea), 720 nucleotides long. RefSeq lists its product as uncharacterized. The transcript has 2 exons. The record is from RefSeq and is a predicted model, not a curated record. Lineage: Eukaryota; Viridiplantae; Streptophyta; Magnoliopsida; Fabales; Fabaceae. The coding region runs from base 1 to 720 and encodes 239 amino acids.